Messenger RNA from Cotesia congregata, 2256 nucleotides. Lineage: Eukaryota; Metazoa; Arthropoda; Insecta; Hymenoptera; Braconidae. The record is from the annotation of a GenBank genome assembly.
AUGGAAGCUUUGCUACAAUCGUGGGAUUUGAGUGAGUUAUACUCGACUUUUUGUGGUAAGUUGAUUUCACAUCAAGAGAGGAUUAAUCUAAAGGAUGAAUCACAACCAAAUACUUGCUGGCAACUGAUGCCUGUGACAAGUGAUUGCUCUAAAAUCAGUGAUAAGUUUAGUGAUAUAGACAUUGAUAGUUUACCUGUUGAUUUCGUUAAUACUAAUGUGUUUGAUAAGGUGAUAACAGAAAAUAACAUUAGGUUACCACAAAAAAAAAAAAAAAAAAAAGAAUCAAAAUUUUGUUAUUUUAACUUGAAAGAACUGCUCAGUGAACACCCUGUUGGAAAAGAACUCUUGCUUAUUUCAAACCAAAAAAAGAUUCAACUCGAGGCUUCGUGGAUAUCUACGCUGUGUGAAAUCAUUGUAUAUGAUUGUUUAAAAAAAAAUAUAACAUUAGUGAACGAAGACCAUGAAGAGUUAGCUUCAAAAAUUGUUGAGUUAUUUCCAGCUGAGUGUACACAAACUUUUUACGUUCCUCCAGUAAAGAAAAAAGAUUCUCUAAGUAAUAUGAGUCUGAUUUCAAAGGGAAAAUUAGUUGACAAAUACCGCAAUACAUUAGUAAUUAUAAGAAAUAUAAAAAAAUUUUCGGAGUGUUUUAAUAAUACUGGUGAGAGUGAAAGCAUCUCUUUGAAUACUGGUGACAAUUCAGCACUGGAAAGCAAGCAAUGGUUGAUGCAUCAUAGAGAAGAAUUAGAUGUUUUGCUGCAUUGGAAAUCAUCCUUCGAACUGCGGAGAUCUGAAGUGGACUCUAAUAAAUAUUCAAGUGUAACUGACAUAUUUAAUGACUGGCCUAUUCUAAAAGAAUCGAUAUGCUCUGUAUUGAUUAAUACGGAUUAUGAUAAUGUUUACAAAAAUAAAGUCAUUAACGUAAACGAAAGUUGGGGAAAUAUUUUUCAUCUUCUCAAAAAUAUUUCAGUGGACAAAAUUGCUAAAGAUUAUCUUCCAAAGCUCAGGUUGCUUGAUAUGAGUGAAAAAAAUGUUUCUCCGUUAAGCAAGUACAUUAUACAACUCGAAAUAUUUAUUCAUUUACUUUCUGCUGUGAAACCGCGUAGAAAGGGUAAAAACUCAAAAAAGGAGACGCACACUCGAAACAACAACCAAGAAGAUGCUCUCAGUGCUGCUAUAGAAAGCGUUUAUAUGCACGUUAAAGUUCCUGGGGAUGUUGACACUGCUUGUGAAAAAAAGAUUUGUCAAAAGGCAAAAACCAAGUCUACAAUCCAACCAUUUUUAAUCGUAGUUGGACCAAAUGAAUUGGAUUUGCAAAAAGUAUACGUUCAAGUCGAUAAUUUUAGAUUUGAAACUUCAACGUUUAUUGAAGGAUUUGACUUGUUGUUUAAAUUUUAUUUAAUGUUUAAAAUUGCAUACCCAGUCGAAAGCCAAAAUUUUUGUAAAUUUUAUAGUAAUACAACCGUUACGGAAAAACUGGCUCAAGAGACUAUUCAAGAAUUUCAAAAAUUGAUGUCAGAAAUUUCGGUUACAACAUUAAAAAAAUUAAAAGAGCGUAUACCUAUUGAAUAUCACGAUUUCAUGGAAGACUGUUUUAAAUUAGAUGUUUUUGAAAACUUUGACUCAAAAUGGAGAUGCAUGCAGCAGUUAAAAAACUCCGAGUUUUAUUUUGCUCCACGUCAAUUUAAAAUAGGUGAAAUUGGUGAUGAUAAAAAUAUAAAUAACAGUAUUAAGUGGACAAAAAAAGCGUGCUAUGGUCAAAUAAUUUCAUUACGUGCAGUGUUAAAAAAAUUUUUAGAACUACCGAAUGUUUUUAAAACUAUUAUGAAUUUUAUGCAAACUGAAUCUGCAAGGAUUGAAAGUCAAGGUGAUAUUUAUUCUAGUUUAUUUCAAGGAACACUGUGGAAAAAUAUUUCUGGAGCAUUUCAAGAAAAAAUUGUUAUACCUCUAUAUCUUUAUUACGAUGAUUUCGAAAUUGACAACCCUCUCUCAACAUCAGCAGGAAUUUAUAAGGUUGGAGGAUUAUACUGCUCUAUCGCUGCGUUACCACCUCAAUUUGCGUCAACUACAGCUAAUGUUUUUUUACCCCAAUUAAUACAUAAUUCCGAUUAUAAAGAAUUCGGUGCUGAAAGAUGCUUUGCUGAGAUAAAAGAUGAAUUAAAUUAUUUAACACAAUUUGGCAUAACAAUUAGUAUUAACGGAGAAAGUCAUCGCAUUUAUUUUGUAUUGAUUGGAAUUUUGGGUGACAAUUUGGGCUGA